This is a messenger RNA of Lonchura striata (white-rumped munia), 1200 nucleotides long. It is a transcript of the gene RPAIN, whose product is annotated as RPA interacting protein. The record is from RefSeq and is a predicted model, not a curated record. Gene Ontology annotation, biological process: protein import into nucleus. Gene Ontology annotation, cellular component: nucleus; PML body. NCBI's taxonomy places the organism in Eukaryota, Metazoa, Chordata, Aves, Passeriformes, Estrildidae.
GCCGCGGGCUCGGCGCGAUGGCGGCGGCGGUGCGGGAGCGCCGGGCGCGCUACAAGAGCCCGGGCGGGCCGCCCUGGAGGGACACGUACCGCAGGCGCUGCCUAGAGCGGCUGAGGAGCAGCCGGGCCAAGCUGCUGGACCGCUACCGGCAGGCCGGGGACGCGGCCGGCGGGGCGCUGCUGGUGCAGGAGGUGAUGGAGCAGGAGUGGCAGGAGCUGCGGGACCGGCUGCCCGGCCUCCGCGGGGAGCAGCCCAUGGAGCAGCUGCUGGAGGACCCUGAUGAACUGGCAGUGCUGGAAGAGAUCCAGCAGGAACUGAUCUUGCAAGAGCAGUUGGUGAUCGAGGAGUACGAGCGGAGCCUGCGCUUCGAUGAGGAGUGUCUCAACGCCAUGCUCGACGGCCUGGAUGCCACUGACAGGGUCAUCUGCCCAGUAUGUAGGAAGAAUAACCUGACUGUAAAGGCUCACUUGGUUCAUUGCCAGUGUGGAUUGUACAUCAGCACACAGGAUAUGACAGAAGGGAAGCUUCGGUCACUUCUGGAGAGCACCUUGACAGAGCACAGCCAGAGGUGCUUGCACAGCCCCGAGUUCACAGUCACCAGUGGCAUGGAGGAGGAAGCCAGUCUGCUGAUGAGCUGCUCCGUGAGUGUAAAUGUCAGGUUCCUGGAAAGGAUCCCUCUUGGAUCUAUGGCUCAAUUACAUGGACAGAAACCACAAGUCUGUUGAUCCCUGGGGUUUAUGUGGCUGUUUUUUCACAAAAUUCCUUGGAAAUGGCUUUACCUCUGACCACCAGUAACCAUAAAAGAGAAGUUCCAAAGCACACACCUUUAACUGCUGGAUUAGGGAAGCUGUCAAAUUCAGUGCCCUAACUUCAGCCAACAACUUUUAAGUAUUGUGUGCACCAUCUGGUAAGUGGUUCAUGAAGAAAAGUUUUAAAAAAUUCCUUGUUUAAGCCUCCUGAAAAACCUUCAUCCAGGUGUCUCAGAGAACACACAGCAGCCCUCUGGCUCAAGCUAGAGCUGGUGCUUGCUUUGCUGUGUGAAACAGUGUGAGGACAGUGGCAGGGCCAGAGCAUUUCAAAUACAGCCAUGGAAUUGUUUAAGGUGGAAAAGACCCCUGAGAUCAAGUCCAGCCAUUCCCCCACCACUGCCAAGGGUACAACUAACCCAUGUCCCCACGUGCCACAUCUGCAUGUCUUUUA